AUGGAACCGACGGAACCGACGGAACCGAGACCUUCAUUUCAGACUUGGCUCGUGGAGCCCGACGGAGCUGAACUGCCCGAAGCCGUCCAGAAGCACGCUGCUCCAGUUCUGAUCCGGGUCCAGAACCAGGACCACGGCCGACCCCCUGAAUCGGGAGUGAAAGGACCCCUGAUCCUUCACACACCCUCUCCCGUCUGGGGCUCCUCUCCCUCGGACCGCUGGCGGAGGGAGUGGGCGAGACGAGUGGAUCUGGGUCAGGGGGAACGCGGGACCACGCUGAACCGGGGCAGGGUAUUAAUAGGGGGCCUGCUCCACCAGAACAUGUGGCGGCGAGGGGGCCGCGGAGGGUUCGAUGCGUACUUCAUGUCCCGCACUCUGGAAAACAACCGGAGGAACGUUUGGUUCGCCGAGUACUGGGAGGAGAACUUCAACUGCAAGCUCAUGAGCUCCUCCAAGAGGGACGAGAGCAGCCGCAAGUGUACCGCCCCCCCCCCCCCCCAGAUCGAGGACAUGCAGUGGCCCCGAGGGGAGCUGCAGAUCCCCAGCUCGGUGUGCAGCCUGCCCUGCAAGGCGGGCGAGAGGAAGAAGGUGGUGAAGGGCAUGCCCUGCUGCUGGCACUGCGAGCCCUGCGACGGCUACCAGUACCAGCACGACGAGUUCACCUGCAAGCUGUGCUCCUACAGCAUGCGGCCCAACCCCAACCUCACCGCCUGCCAGCCCAUCCCCGUCGUCCAGCUGGAGUGGAGCUCGCCCUGGGCAGUGAUCCCCGUGUUCCUCGCCGGCGGCAUCGUGGCCACCGUGUUCGUGGUGGCCACCUUCGUGCGCCACAACGACACGCCCAUCGUGCGCGCGUCGGGGCGGGAGCUGAGCUACGUGCUGCUGACGGGCAUCUUCCUGUGCUACGUCAUCACCUUCCUGAUGAUCGCCGAGCCCGACGUGGGCGUGUGCUCCAUGCGCCGCGUCUUCCUGGGGCUGGGCAUGUGCAUCAGCUACGCCGCGCUGCUCACCAAGACCAACCGCAUCCACCGCAUCUUCGAGCAGGGCAAGAAGUCGGUGACGGCGCCGCGGCUGAUCAGCCCCACCUCCCAGCUGGCCAUCACCUCCAGCCUGAUCUCCGCCCAGCUGCUGGGGGUGUUCAUCUGGUUCGGCGUGGACCCGCCCAACACCGUCAUAGACUACGACGAGCAGAAGACCAUCGAUCCGAGUCUGGCGAGGGGGGUGUUGAAGUGCGACAUCACGGAUCUGCAGAUCAUCUGCUCGCUGGGAUACAGCAUCCUGCUGAUGGUGACGUGUACGAUCUACGCCAUCAAGACCCGCGGCGUGCCGGAGAACUUUAACGAGGCCAAGCCCAUCGGCUUCACCAUGUACACCACCUGCAUCGUCUGGCUGGCCUUCAUCCCCAUCUUCUUCGGCACGGCGCAGUCUGCGGAGAAGCUGUACAUCCAGACCACCACGCUGACCAUCUCCAUGAACCUGAGUGCCUCGGUGGCGCUCGGCAUGCUCUACAUGCCCAAGGUGUACGUGAUCCUGCUGCACCCGGAGCUCAACGUGCAGAAGAGGAAGCGCUCCUUCAAGGCCGUGGCCACCGCCGCCACCAUGUCCUCCCGCCUCUCCCACAAGGCCAGCGACCGGCCCAACGGCGAGGCCAAGACGGAGCUGUGUGACAACGCCGACCCCAACAGUCCAGCUGCAAAGAAAACAUACGUGAGCUACAACGACCUUGCGAUCUGACAGCGUCCUUCCAUCAGACAGAGAGACCGAGCGACAUAAAGGGAGAGGGGAGAGAGAGCGAGAGAGAGAGCUUGAUGGAGAAGAGAUAGAUGGAAAACAAAGUGACGAAAACAGUCGCUACCAUCACCACCACGAAAGUUGACCCCAAGCAAAGCGGUGAGGGUGGCUUCCUGUUUCCUGUCUCAUGUGCUUCACUGCCCACCUCACAUUCAAGGAUGCCCGGCCAAUCAGCAGCCUGCUACAGCAAAAGGUCCGGGGGAAAUUUUCCUUUGACCACACCGUGUCAACUUUGUGCGAUUGGGCCUCGAAAAGAAAGAGUAGGACUUAAAAAGAAGAAUACAUUGAAAACAAAACAACUAAACGAUAUCAAAGCUUGGGGUUGGAAGGACAAAGGCCAAUUAUUUUCUCAGUGUAAUUCAAACACGCGUGGUUACCUUUUUUGUGGCAGUUGGGCCCAGGCAGCAUGUUUGUGCACCAUUGGAUUUAGACCACUCCUGGGUUGUGCUCGAGAACUGAGGCCCUUCCACGGUUUAUCACAGGGGGACCCCCCCCCCUCUGAGCACUUCAAGACGGGCUUAUCCCCACUGCCAAGGUCAUACAGCAGUCAGCUCAGCAUGCCAUCACUGUAGAAGGAUUGAGUGCACCCGCGGUACAGGACUUUGACCAGCGGGGGCGCCAAAGCCUCUCAUCUUUAAAUGUACCUCCAAACUGCAAGUUUUUUCCCAACCCUUUUCCCCCCUCUGUCUCUGUGUCGUCUGUUCUGGCGUAGGUGUUGGCCUCCUUUCUCUGAUUGUUGACAGUUUUCUAACACGAUGAUGAUGAGUAUGAUGUCCAUGAUGAUAAAUCUAUUUUUGGUUGUUUCUUUUUUUGGUUUUCCUUGCUUCUCGGAUGCACUUUUUUUUUAGAUUGAAGCCAUAUUCUUCUGUUUGAGAGAAGCUAAGAUUUCUGGUAGUCUGUCUCCCAAGGUUGUGCGGUUAGUUUAGUUAGAAAUUGUUUUCAAAAUAAAAGUAUGAAGUUUGGAACUUAAACCUCUCUUUGUAAUAUCUCACCCUCGUUCUGUGCAAGUUCAUCUUGGUCCUCUAAACUAAGACUGAACCACAGACAGAAAUGCAAACAGUGAGCUUUUGAUUCCAGGAGCUCAGAGAAACAGGAUCCAUCUAAUCCUGUUCUGUUCCUUUAAACCUUUGAUUCAUUUCCAGUCGGUUGUUUGUUGUCCAAUUGGUAAAAAACCGCCCUCCCAUUCUGAAGUGCGUGUGUGUUCGUCCUCAUAUUCACACGCAGAAAUUCUUUCAGUAUUUUGUCCGUGCACCAUGAUGAUGAAGAUGAAGACGAUGACGGAGAAGACGACCCUUUACUGUGUUUAAACAGACGAGACCGGGCCCCCCGUUCGACCCAGGGGCCCCGAUGGUGGUUAUGGUUGUAAAUGCAUGCCUGAUAUGUUUGAUGUUGAAACUGAAUCCGAAAAAAACAUAAAAAGAAAAAAGAAUAUAAAAUAAAGGAUUGCUGCGAACUCGUCACAACAUGGUAACUACCACCUCUCCUCUGGUCCGUCCUGAUCUAUACACUGUUGGUUUUCUGUGUUUGUUGGUUUUUUAAAAGCUUUUCGUUUGGGUUAAAUGUGGCAGUUGGGAUAUAUUUUUCUCACUUGGCAGAAUAUGGCUUCGGUUGGUCUUGGGAGUCUUUUACCGUCCGCAGCGGAAAAUCAAGAAGAAGUAGAAGAAAAAACCGAACCGAACUACGAACGAUGGAUCUAUAUUUAAAAGCAAAACAGAAAAAAAAGACAAAGCAUGUAUGUUUUCUACUGUUUGUACUCAGUAUCUCCAUGUUGCCCUUGCUGCUUCUGUGCCAAUGCUGUGCGAGAGGUCAGUGACCCCUCAUGCAAGUGUUCUGUGGUGUUGUCCAAGAAUGUAUUAACAUCAAAAUAAAAAGAUUUGGUUAUUUUUUUUAUA
This is a messenger RNA of Gadus macrocephalus (Pacific cod), 3680 nucleotides long. It is a transcript of the gene grm7, whose product is annotated as metabotropic glutamate receptor 7. NCBI's taxonomy places the organism in Eukaryota, Metazoa, Chordata, Actinopteri, Gadiformes, Gadidae. The record is from RefSeq and is a predicted model, not a curated record. Gene Ontology annotation, cellular component: membrane. Gene Ontology annotation, biological process: G protein-coupled glutamate receptor signaling pathway; regulation of synaptic transmission, glutamatergic. Gene Ontology annotation, molecular function: group III metabotropic glutamate receptor activity.